Molecule: messenger RNA, 3666 nt
Organism: Venturia canescens
Lineage: Eukaryota; Metazoa; Arthropoda; Insecta; Hymenoptera; Ichneumonidae
Exons: 4
Coding region: 1-3666 (1221 amino acids)
Biological process (GO): proteolysis
Molecular function (GO): aspartic-type endopeptidase activity
Source: RefSeq, a predicted model, not a curated record
AUGGCGGAGCAGGACCCAAACCCGCUCCUAAGGUCGAGUACGGACCCGAAUGGGGAGCCAUCCCCACCACCGGGAGUUAGCGACCCUUCGGCCUCCGGAAUAAGCGUGGACCGCUUAUUGGGACCACCCGGUAAGUCCACGCAAGAUUCCGGUAUGGGGGAUUCCCUCUACCCUGGGAAUAGGCCGUACCCAGUCUACGUUGGACCGAAUCAUGAGAUAAGAUCCACCCAGGCCGCGCAAACGCUCCGGGUCUCGGCUUGGUCGAAUGCGAGCGUUCCCUCGAACCGACCACGCUGGUCAGAACCCUGGAAUCAUACCGCGGGUUUGCUUUAUUACCCGCAUUCAACCGUCGACCCUAACGUGCCACCGUUCGGACCUCAAUCGUGGGCAGAGCUACCAGGGCCACUCGAGCCGAUACACGCGAGUACCUACGCUUGGCCCCCGCCAAUAUCGGUCGCAGUGACGAAUCCCCACCCCGGAGCGGUCGCCGAACCUCAAUUUUGGUCGGAGCAACCGGGGCGGUCACGUAGCCAGCCGACUCGCCCAGUUCCCUUAACUGUUGAAGAACACCGGGCGGCAGGCAACCAUACCUCGGGACCAAUUACCGAAGCUCCAAUCCCGCGGUACCCAGUCACGGCUUCCUCAGUCCUCCACCUCAUGCGGAAGUGGAAUAUCUCGUUCUCGGGUAAGCGCGGAGACGAUGUAGAGACCUUCCUUACGCGAAUUUCAGAGGGGCGGGCCCUAGUUCCGGUUUCCGACGUAGAUUUGAUCCGGUGCAUACCAUUUUUCCUCACUGGGGUAGCUUUGCAAUGGUAUCGCAAUGACAAAGAUCGCUGGGAAAAUUGGAGUCAAUUCGCGUCGGCCUGUCGAUUACGUUUCGGGGAUCCGGAUUAUCAAUAUGCCCUCCGGGAAGAAAUUAUGCGUCGCACGCAGGGCCUCGAAGAACCCGUGGCCGACUACUUGACGUGCCUGCGAGGCCUAUUCAGCCGACUGCAACCCCCUUGGGAUGAAGCUCAGCAAAUACAACACGCUCACCGCAAUUUGAUACCGCGACUCCACGUAGCGAUACAACGCGAUGACGUUUUCGAUUUCGAUUCCUUUGAGCAUGUCGCGGUACGGGUCGAGAAAAGCUUCCAGACGUCGCGUUCGUAUCGGGCCCCGCCAGCCCCGAAUCAGUCCCUCUGUCCCGAGCUAGCGUACAGCCCAGUUCGGAGCCACAGUAACGCCCCAGCACGAAAGGUCUUCGCCGCCGUAGAAUCCUGGCCGGAUCCGUACGCGAGCGAAACCAGCGGAGCUGAAGUCCUUGGCCCCGCGCAAGUACCUAAUCCGCCUAGCUGCCAGGACGUGGCGAACGCGAUUAUGAAAAAGGAGGCCCCCGGCCGACGCGAACGCUCAAGACCCACCCAAUCGGCCAACCGGACGGCCGACUACCUGUUGGAACUGCGGCAAGGCCGGUCACCGUUUCAAUGCCUGCACGGAGCCGAGAGGUACCUUUUGUUACCGUUGCGGGCGCACAGGCUUCAAGUUCACGGAGUGCAUGUGCGCGGGAAACCGCUAAGGGCGGGUCCGUCGCGAGUAACUACGGAGCCCGCCGAGCACUCACCCCCUUCGCCCCCGAUUAAUAACACCCCACUCGAACCAGAACCCUUGAGUUGCGGCACCCUGCAAACGAAGGAGAGUCCUACCGCGUUUUUUGUCACGUUUACGAUUCAGGACCAGCCGGUCCGAGCACUAGUAGACUCCGGCUCGAGCCGUACCUUCCUAGGGCCGUCCGCAAUACAGUGGGUAACCGACCUGCGAAUACCGCGAGAACGUUGCAAACCCAGGGGGAUAGAAAUGGCGGGUGGACAAAGAGCAGUGACCAACGAGGUCGUUAAUUUGAUCAUCCGGCUACACGGUACUACCUUCCGCCUGACGGCCUACCUUCUGCCGGUGUUAGUGUUGCCGUGCAUCCUGGGCCUCGACUUCAUGAGUUCCGCUUACUGGGUGAUCGAUUUUGCCAGUCAUCGCUGGUUUAGUUGGUUCGAGCCUCAGCACCUUCAUUCCUUCGAAGUGCGUAGUGGGCCCGGCAGCGUACACCACCUGUGUUGCGGGUUGCGAGAACUGACGACCGACCAGGCAAGUAUCUUGGAUAAGUUGGUAACCGAGGAAAUACCCCCGGCCCCAGAGAAACCGGGAUGCACCAGCUUGACCGAACAUCACAUAGAUGUUGGCGGCCACGCGGCAAUUAAGCAGCGUUAUUACGCAGUAUCGCCCGCGAUAGAAAAGGCGGUCCACGAGGCCGUGACGCAAAUGCUCAAUGACGAGAUCAUCGAGCCUUCCAGUAGCGAUUGGUCGAGCCCCAUCGUGAUGGUAAAGAAAGCGAACGGGAAGCUGCGUUUCUGCCUAGAUUUCCGCAAAGUCAACAGCGUGACAAAGAAAGACGCGUACCCCAUACCUUUAAUGAACAGUAUACUAGACCGCCUGCGGCAAGCCAAUUACAUCACUACGCUCGACCUUAGCCAGGCGUAUUCCCAGAUCCCGUUGGCCGAAGACAGUCGCGAGAUCACGGCCUUCACCGUGCCAGGGAUGGGACUAUUUCAGUUCCGUCGCAUGCCUUUCGGGCUCACGAACGCCCCGCUACAUUUCAACGGUUACUCGACCGACUACUCGGCCCGGAAAUGCAGCCGCACGGCGGCUGGCCUAACAAUCAACCCUGAAAAGAGCGAAUUCUGCUGCGCGGAGGUCAAGUACCUCGGCUUCCUGGUGAACCGCGACGGAUUGCAGAUAGACGCGGAAAAGGUGGCACCUGUAGUUAACUACCCCGUGCCGCGCAACGUCAAACAGCUGAGGCGUUUCCUCGGCAUGGCAUCCUGGUACCGCCGAUUUAUCCCGGCCUUUGCCACCCACGCCAACCCGCUUACCUCCCUGCUCAAGAAGACCGCUACCUGGAACUGGGGCGAGGCCGAACAGCGGGCGUUUAACGAACUGCGCGAUCGGCUAACCACGGCCCCGACCUUAAGCUGCCCAAACUUCGAGCUACCCUUCUUCUUACAGACUGACGCUAGCGGCGUUGGUCUCGGUGCCGUGUUAACGCAAAAUGUGGACGAUAUCGAACAUGUCAUAGCCUACGCGAGUCGAGCCCUUAACAACCCGACCGGCAGGCUUGGUCGUUGGGCACUGGAAAUGCAAGAGUAUAACUACGAAGUGGUACACCGCAAGGGCGCGUUGUACCACGUACCCGAUGCCUUAUCCCGAAUCCCGGAGGAAACCUGCGCUCUCCUGUUGCCGACAGCCCCUAGCAGGGACCGCUGGUAUAACAACAAAAAGCGAUCCGUACGCCGCAACCCCGACCACCACCCAAAUUGGCGAGUCGAGGGUGGGCAGCUGUACUACCACCGCCCUCCUCAGUUCCCAGCUUUGGAAAUGGAGGAUCUGGACGCGUGGAAGUUGGUUUUGCCAUCGGAGUCCAGGCAACAGGCCCUAUACGAGUGCCACGACGUACCUCAGUCGGGCCACUUGGGCAUGGAGAAGACUUUCCGCCGUUUAAGUCAGCGCUACCACUGGCCGAACAUGUUUCGGGAAGUGGCGAAAUACAUCCGCAAAUGUGAGAUUUGUCAGCGGUGCAAGGUCGAUCAGGCGUUACCUGUCGGCUUAAUGGGUCAAAGGGUUCUAGAGCAACCCUAG